Messenger RNA from Cephus cinctus (wheat stem sawfly), 853 nucleotides. Its product is annotated as COMM domain-containing protein 3. Bases 30 to 602 code for a protein of 190 amino acids. The record is from RefSeq and is a predicted model, not a curated record. Lineage: Eukaryota; Metazoa; Arthropoda; Insecta; Hymenoptera; Cephidae. The transcript has 4 exons. Gene Ontology annotation, biological process: sodium ion transport.
CUAACCUAACAGGUUAGGCAUUCAAUACGAUGGAACUGUCAAAGAGAACAAUAAAGGGUCUAUCUUAUUUACAAAAUGUUAAUGUAAUAAGUGAUGAGACGUUUGGUAAGCUGGUAGAAAUAACGAUUUCGCACGUAUGUGAAAAACCGGAUGCCAUAAGCGUCUCACAAAUCUAUGGCUCAAAGCCUGAUAUAAUAAAAGCAGUCUUCGCUGACCUGACCAUCCUCCUUGUGGAAGCAGGUCGACACAGCUACGACAAGGAGAAACUUAGUAACUAUCUACAAAGUGUGCAAAUCAGUGGUCCAAGGAUUGACAAGAUCUGUGAAUCUUAUUCCAAGUAUAGAACAACAAUAAAGAGAUGCUUGGAAAACAUUGGGACUAGUUUACCCCAUGUGGUAGACGUUUCCUGGUGUUUGGAUUAUUGCAUAAAGUCCAACACAGAAAACUCAGUUGGUAUGCCCUUAUACCAUAUACGACUGAGCACUAUAAAGCAAAGUGAGACAAUCUUUCUCAAAUUCACAUGCACUACACAGCAGUUACAGGAAUUAGUUUACAAACUUAAGGAUGCUGUACGUCAUGUUGAGAAGAUAGCCAAUACUUGAGUGCCAAGAUUUUGUUCCUGAAGAUAACAAAUCAAGUGUAAAAUAAGAUAAACCUUGGAAUCACAGGUGUAAUUCAAUUAUAUUUUUGCUGGAAAGAGAAAGAACAUCCCUUAGUCCACGUCAUUUCCUGUUUCCGGUCAUGGCGAACCAUCGAGGAUUCCUUUGAAGAUACUCGAGGCUGCACACUAUAUAAAUUUUUGUCAACCUACGAUAUAAAAAUGCCUUCUUUAAAUAACAUUAUAUUAAUUUAA